AUGACGUCCCCUGGUUUAACACCGUCUAACACCUCUCAUUACGGUACUGGCGUCACUCCGGGCGGCAAUGGUUUAAGUCCAAGUGGUGCGGUCGCAGCCAGCCCUCAUCCGGGAGUAAUCCUCUCUCCUGCUAGUGCUAGUGCGUCCCGACUUCCAGACGGUGUCCGUCAUGCGAAACCGAAACGACUAAAGGCCCACACAGUGACUUCAAAGAGCUUCAAUGUUCCGUCUAUCCCGAGGGAUAAGAAGGGGAGGCCAUUGUUGCCGUUGAAUGUGGGUAUCAUGACCGUCAUGAGCCUCGGGGAGGUCUGUAUGAGGGAACACUUCCAUACGGAGAGGUAUAUCUUUCCGGUUGGGUAUGAGGUGACGAGCAGGCGCUACCUAUCUGCCAUCGAUGCGCACUCGGAGACUGUUUACCAUUGUACUAUCCUGGACGGCGGUGACGGUCCGAAAUUUCAGAUCGUGGCCGCUGACCAACCUACGAAACCUAUCGCUGCAGGAACUGCCACAGGCGCAUGGUCCGUCGUCGUUCGUGCAGCGAACCAUAUCAGGAAUCGCCAGCACAGUAAUUCGGUGUCAGGGCCCGAUUUCUUUGGCCUAGGGCAGAACACGAUCAAGCAUCUCAUCCAGGAGUUGCCGAAUGCGGAUCGGUUGAGAGAUUAUGUGUGGCAACAUUUCUGGGAAGGAGGUCCACUUGGAGGGCGUCAUGCUGCCGUCAUUCCUGCACUUCCAGAAGAUUAC
Molecule: messenger RNA, 741 nt
Organism: Stereum hirsutum FP-91666 SS1
Lineage: Eukaryota; Fungi; Basidiomycota; Agaricomycetes; Russulales; Stereaceae
Exons: 3
Biological process (GO): regulation of cell cycle
Cellular component (GO): nucleus
Source: RefSeq, a predicted model, not a curated record